AUGGAUCCUUGGGAUACUAACUCAAUACACAACCACCGUCUCCAUAACCGCCGAGACCACCGUCAUCCUUCCUUCUCCUCCACUCUCCUCGACCAAAUCUACCGCUCUAUCGACGAUUCCUCAACAAACUCCGACGUCUCCAUGAGAAAGAAGCAGAACCGUGCCGGAUCUCUCGACGAGAAUCGCGUUUGCCUCGAGAAAAUCCUCGUUAACCGCCGCGCAAUCGCCGACGACUUCGUUAGAUCCAGGAAUCCGAAGAACGCAGAGCCUGUUUUCUUCAAGCACUCGAGCUCCAGCUCCUCCGAUUCAAGCGGAGUCUCGUCUUCCGAGUCCGAUUCCUUUUACAGACGAUCUCGAUCGUCGCGCUCUCCGCCGGCGAUUUGUCAUCCGAAGCCGAUUCGCACCACCGUCGAGAGAUCGCCUCAGGCUCACCGACCUAACAGUAAGCAGGAACACGGCAGCUUUCUCAGAACGAAAUCCAAGGCGUUGAAGAUCUACAGCGAUCUGAAGAAAGUUAAACAGCCGAUUUCUCCCGGCGGACGUCUCGCCACUUUCCUUAACUCGAUUUUCACCGGCGCCGGCAACACUAAGAAACUGAAUAAAAUUAACACCACCGCCGCAGCCGCAGCCACAUCCACCGCCUCCGCCCCGUCCUCCACCACUUGCUCCUCCGCAACUUCCUUCUCUAGAUCCUGCUUGAGCAAAACUCCGUCGUCUAGCGAGAAAUCGAAAAGGUCCGUACGAUUCUGUCCCGUCAACGUCAUCCACGACGAAGACUCAAAGCGUAACAACCACAACAAACUGUACGGAAACAACGGACGUGAAUCCAAUCGCCGUCAUCAAAACUUCGACACUCUCGAGCUCCGAGUCAUGGAGGAAAAUCGUCGUGUAAUCGAAGCAGCCAAGGAACUUAUCCGAACUUACCAUAAGAAUAAAGACGUCGUGGACAUCUCCGUAGAAGAAGACGAUGAUGACGCGGCGAGUUGCGCGAGCUCCGAUCUGUUCGAACUGGAUAAUCUAUCGGCGAUUGGAAUCGAAAGGUAUCGAGAAGAGCUUCCCGUCUACGAAACAACUCGCCUGAACACGAAUCGUAUCAUUUCCAGAUGA
Molecule: messenger RNA, 1107 nt
Organism: Microthlaspi erraticum
Lineage: Eukaryota; Viridiplantae; Streptophyta; Magnoliopsida; Brassicales; Brassicaceae
Source: the annotation of a GenBank genome assembly